CUUAAAAGCAGAAAGUAUAACAUAGUGCAGCUACAAAGAAUGGACGUAAAAGAAUCCGUGGAAACGAAUCGCGAAGAAUAGUGAAGAAGAAGCGAUCGUGUGAAACGGGCCGCGCCGCGCGUCUGACGUCUGACAGCGCUCGUGUCAACACCGCCAGUCGACCGAGUUUGCCAGGUUUGUCUUUGUUUCCAUCGCCGCAGCAGCCGCCUGGAUAUCUUCCAAUAUCCUUACCUUCCUCCGUGUUUACGGCGUUUACGCUCGCGGUGAACAAUCAAACGAUGUCCUUCGCAAUCGCGAGCCGAGCGUUCCAUGGAAAUGUUUGUUUUGCUCGACUCGUCGGCCGUUGAGACCGGUCGCAACCGUCGUCCGUCAACUUAACCUCUACACCGCGAAAAUUAACCUGGAACGCUGUGAAUCCGCUGAUUCCGCUCCGCGAGUCGCAGUCGUGGAGCUUCAUCCACGUCGAGCUCGUCCCGAAUUGAAUCGACCAGAGAAGCCUUCGAACUUCCUUCUUCUGGGUUAUCAGGAGAUUGUCCAGGGAAUACGUGUGGAUACGUGAUGGCCGGCAACAACGAGCUCUGGGUGCAGUGUUUCACGUGCUGCCUGACUCCACGGCCAACAAGGAACAGGCGGAACAGUGGUAGGCCGCAUCAGAGGCUCAGGAUAGACCGGAGCAUGAUCGGUGUACCCACGAAUUUCAGACACACAGCGCAUAUCAGCAGCGGCGACAUCGACAUGUCGAUCGCUCAGCUGGCCGACCUCCAGGCGCAAAUGCAGAGGAAGAGUGGUUUCGAUACCGAUUUCAGCGCCAAGGCAUGCUGAGGAUAGCUUCGUCAAUGUCGCAGCAGGAUAUUUAACACGAUAGCGGCGGAGGGAGAGAGCUUUAUGUAACGGAAGGAAGAAUGACUGAUGUUUUCUUUUUGAUAUCCAUGUUCCUUACUCGUUUGAUGGACGAGCGCAUUUCUUCCAUAUGAACAAGAUUGCAUUUUGCAAGAUGCUUAGAGAAUCAAGACAAAUUUAUGUACACUGGACAAGUCUCUGACUUCCAUUUGGAACGGAAAACUGCCAGAAUUAAUCAUGUACAGCGUACAAAUAAUCAUUUAUGACUUUAUACCUCUAUAUUUUUGACUGGAGACGCAUUGCGUCUAAAAACUUAAUAUUCUAUAAUCGUAUUCUAAAUAAAUCAUGUGCCUUUUUGUCAGCGAUCUGACGUUCCGUGCGGAAAAAAAUAUGUACACAAAAAUGAAGAAUAGAUCAUUUUAUUUGUAAAAUUAUUUAAGAUUUAGAAAAUAUAACGUAAAUGUGUAAUUAGAGUAUAAGUAAACGUAUCACAUAAUAUCACAUAAUAUAAUUCUGUACACGUAAUACAUAUCCUAUUGUCGAAUAUUGUCGCGUAUAUUAAUAAUACAAGAGAGCAUUGGCGAUAUUUAUAAAAUGGUGUAGUUCUUUCAUGGAAACACCUCCAUUCCUUCGAUAUGAUAUCGACGAUUGUUGUAUCGGCUCGCGAAUUCCUUCAUGUAUCAACUUCCUUCACCUCCUUUGUAUUCUGGACACGGCAGUGUGGUCCUCCGAUUCAUAGAUGUAAUACAAAUAGACCGAGCUUGAGACACGAUGUCUGAACGUAGAAAGAGACAGGAA
Messenger RNA from Acromyrmex echinatior (Panamanian leafcutter ant), 1638 nucleotides. RefSeq names its product CDC42 small effector protein Spec2 (gene Spec2). Lineage: Eukaryota; Metazoa; Arthropoda; Insecta; Hymenoptera; Formicidae. Gene Ontology annotation, molecular function: small GTPase binding. The record is from RefSeq and is a predicted model, not a curated record. Gene Ontology annotation, biological process: regulation of Rho protein signal transduction. Gene Ontology annotation, cellular component: plasma membrane.